Molecule: messenger RNA, 654 nt
Organism: Didymodactylos carnosus
Lineage: Eukaryota; Metazoa; Rotifera; Eurotatoria; Philodinida; Philodinidae
Source: the annotation of a GenBank genome assembly
AUGAAAAUAUUUCGUCGAAAAAAACCUCAAAUGUCACCUGUUGAAAAAUUAAUACACAAAGGUGAUAAAAACGUUGAAAGAUAUAAACGUCGUGGCAUCUUUAAAUUCUUGUUUGUUCUGAACAGAUCGAACAAAUGUUUGAUCGAAGCAAAACUGUUAUAUGUUCGUGCUGGUAAUGAAGCAAAAAGUGAACUAAAUUAUCAGUUGGCUAUAAAAGCAUACACGAAAGCCGUAGAAAUAUGUGAAGUUGACUCAGCUGAAACUGGAGAAUGUUAUGAAAAAAUAGCCUCAUGCUAUCUUACCUAUGAACCACGACAAGCUAUUGCUUAUUAUAAGCAAGCAAGUCAAAUUUAUGCCUCAAGUGGACGGUAUUCAACAGCAGGUACUCUUCUAGAAAAAUGUAUUCAACUGUGCGAACAAAUCGACGAUUACGACAUAGCGCUUGAUUUAUGUUUAAUAGCGGAAAGAUAUUACAUGGAGGGAAAUGAAAAGGCGUUCGCAUUUCGAAUCAAAUCGAAGAUCGCUGGCAUUUAUGUCGUUCAGCACAAGUAUACAGAUGCAAAGAAUUUAUUUGAAAAUUUAGUCAUUUUGAGUAAACAAGAAUCCACCAUAUCGAUAGGUUUUACGGAUGAAAGACAUCACUGUUUAUGGUAA